Molecule: messenger RNA, 759 nt
Organism: Solanum dulcamara
Lineage: Eukaryota; Viridiplantae; Streptophyta; Magnoliopsida; Solanales; Solanaceae
Exons: 1
Coding region: 1-759 (252 amino acids)
Source: RefSeq, a predicted model, not a curated record
AUGGCUAAAGACUUGGGGUCACUUGCUAGCACCAGUGCCAAGUACUCUACUGCAAAGAGUAACAAGUUAAGUAAGAAAAUGAGGGAUGUUAUCAAGAAGAAAAAUGAUGAAAAAAAUCAUGCUGAGGGAGUUCCUAAGUUUUGUCACAGCAUGACUAUGAAACAAACUCAUCAGCCUUGCCAACAAUUUGUAAUUGAUGAUGAUCAAGUGGGAAUGGAUAUCACUACCCUCCAAGCUCCCAUUCAGUCAGUAGGUGUCAAUACUGAAACACAUACUAAUGUAGCCAAGGCCAACUAUACUCUCAACACUGAGGUUGAUGAAUAUGCAGUGUAUGUAUUUGAGAAUGAAGAAGAUAGUGAUUAUCAACCAAUGACUGACUAUGAGGAUGAGGAUGCUGUGAGUGAACAAUUGAUUAAGGUUUUCAGCCCAUCCAGGGACAAGGUGUAUGAGGAUGAGGUCCAACAGGUUGCUAAGUCCAAGGGAUUCUCUGAUGAAUAUAGGGUCACUCAUUCUGAAGAUGAGGAAGACCAUGACCAUUGGAAAGAGGCACAACAAGAAGAUCAACUGGAGGCAUUCAGAUCCACAGUGACAACUUUAUUGCAGAGGGAAAGUAAGCAAGACAAGGAGGAGAAUGAUCCACCCUCUAAAAGUAAGCAAACAAAGAAGAAGACUAAGAAAAGUAUCAUCAGCAGUUCUGAUAAGGUUGUUCUCAACAACAACAUCAACAUCAACACUAGGUCCAAAGCUCACAAACCUUAA